Molecule: messenger RNA, 1038 nt
Organism: Cajanus cajan (pigeon pea)
Lineage: Eukaryota; Viridiplantae; Streptophyta; Magnoliopsida; Fabales; Fabaceae
Product: cytochrome c
Molecular function (GO): electron transfer activity; heme binding
Source: RefSeq, a predicted model, not a curated record
GGACGUUCACGCAAAUCACAUGGCUGCCAAACUUGACUUUUGCCUCAAGCUAACGCAACUGACCCAAAAAGGCAAAAAGAAAAAUUGUAGCGCCAUAAACGGUCCACGUCAACGAAAAAAGUUAGGGCAGGCUUAGAGGCCCGUGGCGACCGCGUUCCAAUUUCCCACCCUGCCGCCUCGCCCUAGCUUAUAUAUUCUCCAUUCUGAAUAGUCACACAUUCAUUGCCACUUUUCCGCACAUCUCUCCCUUCUCUUUCUCCGCAAAACCUUUUCGUGUCUGUGUCGCUAACCUAACACCGUCUCCGAAUGGCGUCGUUCGAUCAGGCACCUCCCGGCGAUGUCAAAUCCGGUGACAAAAUCUUCAGGACCAAGUGCGCUCAGUGCCACACCGUCGAAAAAGGUGCCGGUCAUAAGCAAGGACCCAAUCUGAAUGGUUUGUUUGGAAGGCAAUCAGGCACUACUCCUGGAUAUUCCUACUCUGCAGCUAACAAGAACAUGGCUGUGACUUGGGAAGAAAAGACACUAUAUGAUUACUUGCUUAACCCCAAAAAGUAUAUUCCUGGAACAAAGAUGGUAUUUCCUGGUCUUAAGAAGCCCCAGGAACGUGCUGAUCUGAUUGCAUAUCUGAAAGAAGCCACUGCACAGUGAUAUCAUGUUUUCAAACAUUCAAUUUUGCAGUGUACUUUCAGAGUUCUAUUGAUUUAAUUUUCGGUCGAUUAGUUCUGCCGUGCAGGAAGUGCCGUAUCUUUGGCAAAUAAUGUAGGCUACAUUGGUCUGCGAUGCUAUUUUGUUCAUUUUGCAUUGCUUCUCAGAAAGCAGCUGAUUAUUGGCUGGUGUAACAAUUUAUCUGUUGAAAAUUAAAACAUUCUUAUAAACAUUUGAUUUAAUUGGAAUUACAGCUCAGUACUGUGUUAGCUGUAUUCUAAUUUUUAUAAUGGUGGGUUGCUAGGCCUAGAUCAUAUAUCCAACAUCUUGUUUAAAAUAUAAAAUGUAAUAAUAUUAUGAUAGCUAAAGAUGUUUCAGCCAUACUUUCUUCAA